GAUCUAAAAGAAAAAAAAGAAGGGAGCGAACUACGACUUUUGUUACUUUUCUUUUAAUAACAACGAAAGAUUCGACAGACGAUCUCAAUCGCAUAAAGUUAAAUCAAACCAAACCUCACACACACACAGACACACACCUUCCAUCUCUCCGCUCGCCGUCGAUCAUCUGAGAUCUCUCUCCCCUCACCAAAGAUGCAUUCGAGCCAUCUCCUUCUCGAGGAGCCGAUCAGGAUGGCUUCUAUCCUCGAGCCAUCCAAAUCCAGCUUCUUUCCGGCGUUAACUAAGAUCGUCGGGACUCUCGGUCCCAAAUCCCGAUCCGUCGAGACACUCUCCGGCUGUCUCAAAUCCGGCAUGUCUGUGGCUAGAUUCGAUUUCUCUUGGGGAGACGCUGAGUAUCACCAAGAGACGCUUGAUAAUCUGAAGAUUGCUGUUAAGAGCACCAAGAAGCUUUGUGCUGUUAUGCUUGAUACAGUGGGACCUGAGCUUCAAGUGAUCAACAAGUCUGAGAAAGCUAUUACUCUUAAAGCUGAUGGACUUGUUACUUUGACUCCUAAUCAAGACCGAGAAGCCUCUUCUGAAGUCCUUCCCAUUAACUUUGAUGGCCUUGCCAAGGCGGUGAAGAAAGGAGACACUAUCUUUGUUGGGCAGUACCUAUUCACUGGUAGUGAAACAACUUCAGUUUGGCUCGAGGUUGAUGAAGUUAAAGGAGAUGAUGUCAUUUGCCUUUCAAGGAAUGCUGCUACUCUCGCUGGUUCUAUGUUCACCUUGCACGCCUCUCAAGUUCACAUCGAUAUGCCAACUCUUACUGAGAAAGAUAAAGAGGUUAUAAGCACAUGGGGAGUUCAAAACAAAAUCGACUUUCUCUCUUUGUCCUACUGUCGACAUGCAGAGGAUGUUCGCCAGACCCGUGAGAUGCUUAAAAAGCUGGGUGACCUCUCUCAAACACAAAUAUUUGCCAAGAUUGAGAACGUUGAGGGACUAAACCACUUUGAUGAGAUUCUACAAGAAGCUGAUGGAAUUAUUCUUUCUCGUGGGAACUUGGGUAUUGAUCUACCCCCGGAGAAGGUGUUUUUGUUUCAAAAGGCGGCUCUUUACAAGUGCAACAUGGCAGGAAAGCCAGCCGUUCUUACUCGUGUUGUUGAUAGUAUGACUGACAACUUGCGACCAACUCGUGCAGAGGCAACAGAUGUUGCUAAUGCUGUUUUAGAUGGAAGUGAUGCAAUUCUUCUCGGUGCUGAGACUCUUCGCGGUCUGUACCCGGUGGAGACCAUAUCAACUGUCGGAAGGAUCUGUGCUGAGGCAGAGAAGGUUUUCAAUCAAGAUUUGUACUUCAAGAAGACUGUCAAGUAUGUCGGAGAGCCGAUGUCUCACCUCGAAUCCAUUGCUUCUUCAGCUGUAAGGGCAGCAAUCAAGGUUAAGGCAUCCGUCAUUAUAUGCUUUACCUCUUCUGGAAGAGCAGCCAGGUUGAUUGCUAAAUACAGGCCAACAAUGCCGGUUAUUUCUGUAGUCAUUCCACGGGUUAAGACAAAUCAGCUGAAAUGGAGCUUCAGUGGAGCCUUUGAGGCUAGGCAGUCACUUAUUGUCAGGGGCCUCUUCCCCAUGCUUGCUGACCCUCGUCACCCUGCGGAAUCAACAAGCGCGACGAACGAGUCAGUCCUGAAGGUUGCGUUAGACCACGGGAAGCAAGCAGGAGUGAUCAAGUCGCACGACAGAGUAGUGGUGUGUCAGAAAGUUGGUGAUGCAUCUGUGGUCAAGAUCAUCGAGCUUGAGGAUUGAUAAUAUGGGAGGAAAACAAUUGCUACAGUCUUUUUACUUCGAUCCAGUGCUCUGCAGUGAGUAUUCAGGAGAUUUGAUAUGUCUCUGAUGUUUCCCAUUUUUCUUGGCUAUUACAUUUGGCUGGCCUCAGAUUUAAACUACGGUAAAAAAAGUAUACAAUGUCUAGCAAUUAUCAUUCAAUAAUCUUGUAACAUCCCACUAUGUUUUUUUCUAUGUUACAAAAAUAUUACGACUCAUUAGUUUCA
Messenger RNA from Brassica rapa (field mustard), 2021 nucleotides. RefSeq names its product pyruvate kinase 1, cytosolic. Gene Ontology annotation, biological process: glycolytic process. NCBI's taxonomy places the organism in Eukaryota, Viridiplantae, Streptophyta, Magnoliopsida, Brassicales, Brassicaceae. Gene Ontology annotation, molecular function: pyruvate kinase activity; magnesium ion binding; potassium ion binding. The record is from RefSeq and is a predicted model, not a curated record.